CCCUACAGCACAACAAAGAGGUGCAAACACAUACAGAUAUAAACUGAGAAUCAACAGACCACCACGCACAAUGCAUGCAAGCAAGAACUUUGUGGAGGAUGCUGUCGCUGAAGUCGACUUUGACUUCUCCCCGUUCCUAAAACGGUACAAGGAUGGCCGAAUCGAGCGUUUGCUGAGGAGUCCUCUGGUGGCUGCGUCGGAGAACCCGAGAGCCAACCGCGGAGUGGCAACGAGAGAUGUGGUGAUCGACCACAGCACCGGUGUGUCGGCACGGCUUUUCCUCCCGUCCCGAGCCGCCAUGGCCGCCGGCAGCAGGAGGCUCCCCCUCAUGGUGUACAUCCACGGCGGCUCCUUCUGCACAGAGAGCGCCUUCUGCCGGACGUACCACGGCUACGCCACCUCCCUCGCCACGAGCGCCCCGGCGCUCGUCGUCUCAGUGGAGUACCGCCUUGCGCCGGAGCACCCCAUACCUGCGGCCUAUGACGAUGCAUGGUCUGCGCUCAAGUGGGUGGCAUCCUUCGCCGACCCCUGGCUCGCCGACUAUGCAGACCCCGCGCGCACGUUCCUCGCCGGCGACAGUGCAGGCGGGAACAUCGCCUACCACACAGCGGUACGGGCCAGCCAAGACGACGGAUUGGAAUUGGGUGUCGACAUCGAGGGGAUGGUCAUGGUGCACCCCUACUUCUGGGGAGCCGAGCGGCUGCCUUCCAAGGAGGUCUGGGAUGGCGCAGCGGUGUUUCCGGCGUACGGGGUGGACUGGCUCUGGCCGUUCGUGACCGCGGGCCAAGCCAGCAACGAUGACCCUCGGCUCAACCCUCCCGACGAGGAGAUCGUAUCACUGAUGUGCCAGCGAGUCCUGGUGGCCGUGGCUGAGAAGGACACCCUGCGGGAACGCGGGUGCCACCUCCUCAACCGCUUCCGCGACUACUACGUGCGCACUGGCACCGGCGGCGAGGCGACGCUGGUGGAGUCGGAGGGCGAGGACCACGGCUUCCACCUCUACAGCCCGCUGCGCGCCACAAGCAGGAGGCUCAUGGAGAGCAUCGUGCGCUUCAUCAACCAACCUCCAAAGCCUAUGAUACUAGGUGUGCCUCGCUGGCCGUUUAUGGACGUAUUUGACUAUGGCAUGAACAUGAAACGUCGUUGCAGUGACUCGACGACGACGACCUGCAGCAUGGCGUAUGCAACGUCAAAAAUUGGAGGACCCAAGAAAAACUACGGGCUCUUUUCAGGCACCGUGUGGCCUACUAAUAAGCAGGCCUACAAGGGGCCAGCAACAGCCGCCUUCCCCGGAACUCGUCAUCUUAUCAAGAACAUGUGGUAAUAAUAACUGUAGGGGUUGUCGUCAUCUUCACCAAAAUGUGAUGUGGGUCGUGUUUUGUUUUAAUAGCUAUACAUUCUUUUGUUC
This is a messenger RNA of Panicum virgatum (switchgrass), 1408 nucleotides long. Its product is annotated as probable carboxylesterase 5. Gene Ontology annotation, molecular function: hydrolase activity. Bases 71 to 1324 code for a protein of 417 amino acids. The transcript has a single exon. The record is from RefSeq and is a predicted model, not a curated record. Lineage: Eukaryota; Viridiplantae; Streptophyta; Magnoliopsida; Poales; Poaceae.